CAUAACCAGACAAUCUUAAUAGUAGGCCUUGUCUAUGCGAUAAAUUAUAGACUCCCCGGAUGAGAUCAAUUAUAGGCAUAUUAGGCUAUAAUAAGUUACAUUAUCAUUGUUUUCCCUUGCCUCAGUGGUUACUGUUGGCAAUUAACAUUGCAUAUUCCCUAGGUUUUUCAAAGGUUGAAUCUAGAAAAAUAUGACUAUUGCAUUCUCUGUAUUAUGAAACAGUCUACGAUUAACACCUCUCGCUCGCCAACCUUUUUUUUUUUUAAUGUAAAAUUAAUAUCAAAUCAAUACAUAAAGCACAUGAGGGAACACAAGCAUACAUAGAUUACAAACAAAUCUCGCUCGCCAACCUCCUUUCCAGCGGCUCUCCUCGAGCGCGUCAUGCAGUCAUUUGCAUACGGUGCGAUUUGAAAUACAAUGUAAACAGCUCUUGAACUGAGCAGCUCAUCGAAACAGGUCGAGCAGUCCUUGCUGGCUAUUCGUAUCCUUGGUGGUGUAGGCUGACUGGCAUUAUUUCAGCUGAUGGGCAUGGCCCUGCAUUCUGAUGGAAACGUGGGAGAUUCGAAAUGACUAUUCGUCACAUUGCUCCCGCGGAGAACCAACCUGUGGUUAACACACAGAAAUGUAGCCAAUUUCCUCGGCUUUGACUGUCGCGCAGACACGUCAUUCAGAGACUAGUCCGCGACCCGCCCAGCACCAUUUGACUGAAGAGAGGAAUGAAGAGUGCGGAGUUAUGAUAACAGUUUAACUGGACCUCAGCCGUAGGCUAACAUUUUAUCACACUGAGUGAGUGAUACAGUAUACAUUCUUUGGUUGCCCAGCCGUUGAGCAUUCAGUGAGAUAUCACAUCUGGGCUACCGGAAAUACAAUGCUCAACCACCGCUGUAGAUUGACAUUGCUGCUAUCCAGGUGUUGGACCAAAGAAGAGGGACGUUGUUGAUGUGACAUUACAUCUAUACUGUGUGCAGUUUUUUGUGGUCCCAUACACAGAGUAAGAAGAUGCUGAGCCGUUUCAUGAGUGGCAGCAUCAGGAAUCUGGAACGAGAAUACAACUGUACGGUGAGGCUGCUGGAUGACUCGGAGUACACCUGCACGAUCCAGCGCGAUGCAAAGGGACAGUACCUGUUUGAUCUCAUCUGUCACCACCUUAACCUGCUGGAGAAGGACUACUUUGGCAUCAGAUAUGUGGACCCAGACAAACAGAGGCACUGGUUGGGGUUUACAAAAUGUAUUGCCAAACAAAUGAAAUCCCAGCCUCCAUUCACCAUGUGUUUACGUGUCAAGUUUUACCCUCCUGACCCGGCUGCCCUGAAAGAGGAAAUCACAAGAUAUCUAGUCUUCCUACAGAUCAAGAGAGAUCUGUACCAUGGUCGUCUCCUGUGUAAGACGGCGGAUGCUGCCAUGUUGGCUGCCUACAUACUACAAGCUGAGGUUGGUGACUAUGAUCCUGGAAAGCAUCCUGAGGGCUACAGCUCUAAGUUCCAGUUCUUCCCUAAACACUCAGAGAAGCUGGAGAGACGCAUCUCUGACAUCCACAAGACAGAACUAAUAGGACAGACUCCGGAAGAGUCCGAGCUGAACUUCCUGCAGAAGGCCCAGGAGCUGGAGACGUAUGGUGUGGACCCUCACCCCUGCAAGGAUGUGUCAGGGAACCCUGCCUUCCUGGCCUUCACUCCGUUUGGCUUCACUGUCCUGCAGGGGAACAGGAGAGUCCAUUUCCUCAAUUGGGACGAGGUGACAAAGCUGAAGUUUGAGGCAAAGACAUUCCAUAUAUAUGCAAAUCAGAAAGAGGACAAGAAGAUCAUCUUGACAUAUUUUGCACCUACACCUGAGGCCUGUAAACACCUGUGGAAGUGUGGAGUUGAGAAUCAGGCUUUCUACAAGUUGGACAAGUCCAGCCAGGUCAGAACAGUGUCCAGUAGUAAUCUGUUCUUCAAAGGAAGUAGAUUCAGAUACAGUGGCAGGGUUGCUAAGGAAGUGAUGGAGCAAAGUGCCAAAAUAAAACGGGAACCUCCAGAGAUUCACAGGGCUGGUCUGGUACCCAGUAGGAGCUGUCCUUCCAUCACCCACGGCCCAAGGCUGACCAGUGUCCCCCGACAAAGACGGAGAGCUGUACACAUCUCCAUCAUGGAGGGCCUGGAGUCCCUGCGAGACUCCGCCCACUCCACACCCGUGCGUUCCGUCUCCCACGGCGACUCCUUCAUGCCGCGACACCGUCACCACACAACAGAUGCCGGCGAGGGCGGGUCAUCCCAGCGGGUCAUCUCUGACGAGGCCUACUGCCCUUCGGACAGUGUGCUGCCCACCCCCACGGCUGAACACAGCCUGGAGCUAGCCGUGGCACGCCACCCUAAUGGAGCCCCCUGCAGCAUCGAAGAGGAGGAGUCGGAGGCCGGGACUCCUGAGGGACAGGUGGCUGAGUUUGGCCCCGACGGCAGAGUGCUUCGGCUGGGUCGGACCAGGAAGUCUCUCCCUAACAACGAGGUGCAGGAGCUACAUAAGUUCAUCCUGAGUGUUUUGCGUAUGUUCCUGGUGACCAUGGGACUGCUGUUUGCCCUGCUCUCCCUCCUCAUCAUGCUGACUGAGUCUGACCUGGACAUCGCCUUCCUCCGGGACAUACGCAAGACGCCUGAGUUCCAGCAGUUCCACUUUGAGUAUUUCUGCCCUCUCAGACGGUGGGUUGCCUGCAAGUUCCGCUGGAUGGGAGGCUUCCUUAUAGACAAGUGAGAAAGACUGAGCGAUGGAGGGAGAGAAAGAGGAGUGAAUGAAAAAGAGGCCUCCUCUGAGAGGACAUAUGUGAAGGAUGGAGGGAGGAUAGGAGGAAGUAAAGGAAGGCUGUAGACAGGAAGGGAGGGCUGCUCCAUCUCAAUGGGAAUUAACAUUCAAGCUUCUCCCACAAGUCACUUCCUGUUACAAGCCAAGGACCGCCCCCUUCGCUGACCCUCUUCCCUUUUCUAAUCAUCAGACUGAACGGAGGACAUUUUCUGAGCUCAUGUUUUACUUUGGAAAUUCAGGUCAUUUCAAGGUACUUUAUUUUUUACCAAGAGACAAGUUAACAGAGUUAUAAAACAACAUGAAAUGAGAUGUCUGAGGUCUGUUGUAGGCCUGGGAGGAAACACAUAUUAUUCAACCAACAGAACAGUUGCCUUUAUUUUCUAUUACUUCAUAUGAACAUCAAUUGUAAGAGAGAAAAAAACUGUAUAAUAAUAAGAUGGAUACAAAUAUAUUAGAUGGACAUAUAAAAACAGAGGUGUGAAGUGUUGA
Oncorhynchus keta (chum salmon) is the source of this 3264-nucleotide messenger RNA. Its product is annotated as FERM domain-containing protein 5-like. Gene Ontology annotation, cellular component: cytoskeleton. The record is from RefSeq and is a predicted model, not a curated record. Gene Ontology annotation, molecular function: cytoskeletal protein binding. The coding region runs from base 1000 to 2727 and encodes 575 amino acids. Lineage: Eukaryota; Metazoa; Chordata; Actinopteri; Salmoniformes; Salmonidae. The transcript is spliced from 14 exons.